This is a messenger RNA of Alternaria infectoria, 351 nucleotides long. RefSeq lists its product as uncharacterized. Bases 1 to 351 code for a protein of 116 amino acids. The transcript is spliced from 2 exons. The record is from RefSeq and is a predicted model, not a curated record. Lineage: Eukaryota; Fungi; Ascomycota; Dothideomycetes; Pleosporales; Pleosporaceae.
AUGGAGCCGGCGAGCUUUGAAACUGGAGACCCGUCUUCGUCGCCAGCCCGAGAUGGGCCAACCCCCGCCACUGUCACUGUGGUCCCACCCUACUGGCAAUCCCACCAGCGCAAUGCCUCGUAUCUGAGCAACUACUCUGCUGACAACGGCCGCCCCACCCCCAUCGGCCUCGAGGACCAUACGGAUGAGGACUCGGACCACUGCAAAGUCCUCUGGGCCAAGGGUGUCACGAUAGAUGAUUACGUUGUCAUCGGCGGGCCGUCACCGGGCUUUGGAGCUUACGUCGUCUUCAAUUGUACGGUCGAGACACUGGAUGGUGUGCCCAGUUGCGACGAGCAAGUCCUCGAGUGA